AUGAAGCUUGUUGUUCUAUUGGUUCUAUUUGGUGCAGCUGUGAGUGAUUUAUCAUUAGAAUGGGAUAAAUUCAAACGUGACUACAACAAAAAUUAUGCAUCGGCUGCCGAAGAAAUGGAACGUAAAGAAAUAUUUAUUGAAAAUAUUAAUCGAAUGCGUGCUUAUCAGCAAACUUAUCCCGAUGCAUCAUUCACAAUGUCAAUCAAUUAUUUAGCCGAUCGACGAAUUCAGGAACUUGUAUCAAGACCAAAGAUUCAUAUUGAAUCUCGACCAACAAUCCGUCAAAGUUCUGUGAAAACAAAGAACUUACCUGAAUCGCUUGACUGGCGUGAUAAAGGUGUAAUCGGACCCGUAAGUGAACUUGCUGGCGAAAUCGUGACUGCCGUUGUCAGCACUGAACUUGUCGAGAGUCUUCAUGCUAUUCAUACCAAGAAUUUCAUUGAAGGCAGCAUCCAACGAGUAUUCGACUGUUGCCCACAACCAGCUGAUACUUUUGUUUGUAUACAGAAUAUAAGUGGUAUUUGCCGCAAAAAUGACUAUCCAGAAGCUCUCGGAACAUGCGAACCAGACAAAUGCACACCAUUUACAACGGUACAAAUUGUUGGGUAUGGUAUCGAAGGUGGUAAACCCUACUGGUUGUGCAAAAAUAACUGGGGUGCGGGCUGGGGCGAUCAAGGCUACAUUCGCAUUGCACGUGGUAAGAAUAUGUGUGCUAUUGCCACGGUAGUCAUACAAGUGGCAAUUACCGAGCCGAGUAGUACUACACAAGUAUCUACGAGUACGAGUAGUGCUACACAAUUAUAUACGAUUAGCUCAAUCCAUCUCAUGAUCAUAUUCGUGAUGGUGACAAUUGCUCAAACUAUUCUUAUCUAUAACUAA
This is a messenger RNA of Adineta steineri, 879 nucleotides long. Lineage: Eukaryota; Metazoa; Rotifera; Eurotatoria; Adinetida; Adinetidae. The record is from the annotation of a GenBank genome assembly.